UAAUAAUCAUUCAGCUGUACGGUGGCUUCUCUCACCGUUGGUUUGGUUUGUUCUUGUACCUGCGUCAUUGGUAGAAAUGGCAUGUUUUCUCAGGUGAGAAUAGCAGCAUAAGCUCGCUCACAGUGUAUAACGUACGCCGUUCCACGCUCGGCUGCCGCUCGCUCAGCCGUCGGUCUGUCCGUUCGUCCGCUAUUUCAGUUUCCGCUGUCGGUUGUUUGUACGAAGUGCCUACCUGUGUGCCUCUCGAGUCGCGUUAAUAAUAUUAUCCACCUUUGUACAAUUCACUCACUAUACCACGACUCAGGUAGCUUUUGAAAGCUUUUAAUAAUAGGACAAUCUGUAAAUGUGCCCGUUUGAAACGUAUGCACGUAAAGUAUUCGAAACUUUGACCGUUGGUAAAAAAGGACCAGCUGGUGUGGCUUUUCACAGGACUUGUUCUGCUCCUCGUGCCAUAAGUUUUUGAAAUAUUAUCGCGGGGUUCUAGUGUGAAUUUUUUUAACGGAUCUUCUUCUUGGUACUUUAAAUGUGUGGAACUUUUGGAUAUCAAUUUAAAUUUCUGGUUAGUACCUUUCUACCCGUUUCAUAAUUACAACUCUGAAAUCUUGACUUAUCGAGGCCUGGAGGAGGCAGCGGUAAGAACUGCAUCACCUACAGUUCGGAAAACACGACGAUGAUGCAUAUCACUGAGGACACUCCACCAGAUAUGCUAGCUGGAGCGAUGGAUCUGAUAGUGCACUUGCCCACUAACAGAUCUGUCAAGAUGUCAGUGGAAAGAAGUACUCCAAUGAUGGACCUGCUCGUCCACAUAACAUCUGCCCAUCAGCUCCAGCUUUCUAACCACAUCAUUCAAGCGCUUGAGAUGGCUCCGUCAUCUGAAAGGAGUGACAAAGUUCUUCCGUACAAACCCAAUACACCAAUAGGUGCUCUGGACACCCAGCACAUAAAAGUGAUCGCAAAAAACAAACCUGUAUCUAUUCCAAAAAAUUUACCACCCGGUUAUCAACCGUUCGAAAGCACGUUUCGGUUGCAAGUUCAUCUGCCCAGAAACCAGUUGUACGUUAUUAGGGUGAGUCAGCACGUCUUCUUGGAGAACAUACUGAAGACCGUGUGUGAUGAGAAGAAUUUGGAUAUGAGAAAAUAUGAGCUACGACAUCCAGGUAAUUGUUUAUUAUUUCCUAAACACCCAGAGAUUUAUAGAAGAAAAUAAAAUUGGUGUUGCUUG
Agrilus planipennis (emerald ash borer) is the source of this 1222-nucleotide messenger RNA. Its product is annotated as cordon-bleu protein-like 1. NCBI's taxonomy places the organism in Eukaryota, Metazoa, Arthropoda, Insecta, Coleoptera, Buprestidae. Gene Ontology annotation, molecular function: actin monomer binding. The transcript has 4 exons. Bases 671 to 1207 code for a protein of 178 amino acids. The record is from RefSeq and is a predicted model, not a curated record.